This is a messenger RNA of Phyllotreta striolata, 3348 nucleotides long. The record is from the annotation of a GenBank genome assembly. Lineage: Eukaryota; Metazoa; Arthropoda; Insecta; Coleoptera; Chrysomelidae.
CAAACUUGUAAAAUAUGUUUAGUAAUUUCGAGGAUUUCGUGAAUAUUAUGAGACUUGGCAACGCUUCGGGUUUGUUUAUAAUGCGCACCUCGACAAGUGCUGCCCUCCUUGUUAUUUACGGCGCUGAUCGAACCUCAUCCCAUUCUCCUCCAAGUGUCAGUCAGUGCUUUUGAAUGUGUCGAAUAGGAAACGGGACUCGGUGCAGAUUGAAUAUCGCCAAAAUCGCCUUGUUUAUUUAAUGUUUUUAACUGAAAAUCGGGGUUGAUUCGCGGACAUUCAGCUGCUGACGGUCUCCGAACGCACCAACACACACGCAUGAUUUCUAAGGUUGUUUUGGUGCUAGCAUCAUGUGGUAAUGUGUUUAAAGGGUGUGACAAAUCCGCAUGGCCUGCCGUCGCAGCCAAUACCACAAGCAGCACCAGCAGCAGUGGCAGCCAAGUCAACAUGGUCAAGACGUUCCAGGCCUAUUUACCUCAAUGCCAUCGCACGUAUUCGUGCAUCCAUUGCCGGGCUCAUUUAGCCAAUCACGAUGAACUCAUUUCUAAGUCGUUCCAAGGUAGCCAAGGUCGAGCUUAUCUAUUUAAUUCGGUCGUGAACGUAGGUUGCGGUCCCGCCGAAGAACGAGUCCUUCUAACGGGUCUCCAUGCAGUCGCCGAUAUUUACUGCGAAUGCUGCAAAACCACCUUAGGUUGGAAAUAUGAACACGCCUUCGAAUCUAGCCAGAAAUACAAGGAAGGCAAAUUCAUAAUCGAACUAGCUCACAUGAUCAAAGAGAAUGGCUGGGACUGACAGUACUAGAACGUCCCGACGCCGAACGACGCCGACGCCGGUUUCGCGUCUUCGAUUGAGAAAAGACAAACUGACGAUGUCUUACGGACUAUCAUUAACGUUGAACAAUAAUUUCAAUUUUUUGGACUGGACCUAGCUAGCUGGCCGGCCAAACGAAAAUUUAACGGACAAAAGACUAGCCCGGUUCGAACUAGUACAGAAAAAAAAAAUAAUCGAAAAAUAAAAUGAAACUCGUGUUUUUCGCUAUAAUAUCUCUCGUUUUAGAUAACAGUGGUGCGUAAACGUAUUUGAAUGUCGUGAAAUUAAUCAUGUAAUGACCGUUGUAAUCGCUUUUGAUAGUAAGGCACUCUCUAUUUCUUCAAUCUCGAGACAGUCUCUUCACCCACCCUUACAUCUCUAUCUCCACUUUUUAGGGAACAAUGUGCAAUGUGCAAUCGUUUAAGUUAUAUACGAAAACCUUAAAGCUCUUUACAAAGCAUUCUGUGUUAGAAAUGAAAACUGUAUCUGUGGUAACGCAUCUGAGAUAAAAUAAAAAAAAAAUUGUAUAAAAAAAAGAAUGUAUGCAUCUCCUAUCGCCGGAGCGAGGGUGUCUCGAACGUCUCGGGGCCCGUCUUAUCGAAUGUCCCAUCGCAUUGACUCGAUUUGUUAUUCGCUAAGGCGAGUCGAACGGGGGCCUCGUUCCGGCGACGGGACCUUUUUCAGUGCCGCGGGCAUUCGUCAAAUUAAGAGACUUUCUAAUACGCGGCAAAUCGGUAAUGCCGCGCGUAUAAAAAGAACUGACAUUAUAUUGUCAUGUAAUUUGGUUUUUUUUACUAUUUCUAUCAUUGGUUUUCGAGUUAAAAGCUUCGAUAACGAUGCACGCUGAUCGGGGAUGGCGAUUCAUCGAUUGAUCGAUUGUUCUGUUACCGAUCCGGCAUCUUUUAGCGCCGACUCGAUUAAAAAUAGUACAGGGUGUCCCGAGUAAGAACUGGCGCAAGCAGGGGAGUGUAGGAGGCUAAAAUUUGCUGUUUAAUACAGCUUAACUUAAUAGAAAGUUGCAUUUCAAACUUAAAACAGCUAAAUUUAGGAGAGAUCUUAAAAUAUUAUAUUUUGGGUUCAUCUACAAGCCCUUGAUUUGUCUCGGUUCUUAAGCAGGACACCCUGUAUAUUUUUUUUUCUUCGAAAAUAUGAUCUCAUCAAAUAUGCCAACAUAACGUUUACAUAUCAGAUUAAUUCGAUCAUUAUUGGUCUGAUGUGUAAAUUUCGUGUUAUUUUAUAUUUUCUUAUUUUUAUUUAGUUUAUGUUUGUCCUCUUAUCAGUUUUAUGAUGAGAAUAAUCGCUUUUGGAAUUAAAUGUGUAUUUUUAUCUUAUUGGAAGUUAACAAGUAUUGAUCGAAAUAGUAUAUCGCUCGCGGUGGAAUGAACGAUAACUUUACAGAAAUUAGUUAAUAACGUGUUCAAUGGUGGAGUUUCGUUCGUUCGCAUUGCAUAAAUAUCGUAGGAUGUGUAAAUGUUACUUGCUAUGCAUAUUAUUCAUAUUUCGGGGUAAAAACAUUCCGCAAUGGUCGUUUUGCCGUUUGUUUUUACAAUUAGAGGUGUUUUUUAUCAAUACUUUUAACAUGUAUCAAUAUUUAAUCUAUUUAGUAAUACUAUUUGAAUGUUCUUCGGAUAAUAAAAUGGUCAAUAAUAACUAUAAUCAUUGGGAAUUAUUGGACAUUGAAUUGUAAUCCUACUGUUUAGUAUCCAUUAUAAAGUCCCGUCUAAUAAUAAUAUCUUCUACGAAUUUAUUUGUGGUUUCUAGAUGGAUUAUAAUACACACAUACUAUUUUAAUUUUUGUGAUAGUUUAUUUGUGAUAAUUCGUUUUUAGUAAAAAAAUUGCAUAUUAAGAAAAUGGCUCAACUUGACAAGUCGUAUUUUUUGUGUGUAACAAGAAAGAGAUGGACAAAAAUAAUAUAUUUUGAAAUAGUCGAAAAGAGGCAAAAUUAUAUUUUUCUACUAAUGAACUGAGAAUGUUAUGUCGAAGAAGAGCUUUUAUUGGGUUUAUCGAUAGUACAUUUUGUAUUAAUAUUAUUUAUUAUUAACAGUUUUAUGUUAACUUUUUGUAUCAUAAGAGUCGCGAAAUGUUCUGUUCGAACGUAUCAUUUUUUGUGAUUCUUCGUUACGAAUAGUAUGUAAUAUGCAAUUUGUGGAAUAUUUAAAUUGUUAGUUUUUCUAUACAUUUAAAAUAUGUUUACUUUUAACUAUGAAAACCAAGUUUAGUGAGUAAGAUCAUGCGGUCAAACACACAUCGUUCUUCAUUCAUACUGCCAGUAGAUUAUAGAUGUUUGUCAUUAUUUACAACAAUCGACGUUUUCAUUUAACCGAAAUUUUUACUAAUUUCUCGAUAAAACGUUAGGUGAACGUCGAUUGAUCGAACCAUAUUCAUAUUCAUUGUAGCUCUUAAAAUGUAUUGAUUUCAGUUAGGUAAAAUACAUAGAUUAAUAGCUGUCCCACGUUACUGGAUUAUAUUAAUGAGUUUAAGACUUUUUUUGUUAAUAAAACUCAUGCGAAAUUUACAUAAUAAACGUAAGUAAACGAAUA